Maylandia zebra (zebra mbuna) is the source of this 1950-nucleotide messenger RNA. RefSeq names its product CD82 antigen. Lineage: Eukaryota; Metazoa; Chordata; Actinopteri; Cichliformes; Cichlidae. The record is from RefSeq and is a predicted model, not a curated record. Gene Ontology annotation, cellular component: plasma membrane.
AUGGGGACAGUAUCUGACAGUUGUUGCUGCCGAGGCACGCUGCUUCAGUCCCAGCAGCGGGUCUUUCAGAGGGCACAGGAUCCUAACAGAAGUCGCGCUCAACCUUUUCUUCUUCACAAUUUACACCGAAACACAUAAAUGACCAUGGGGAAAGGCUGCAUGACAGCGAGCAAGUACUUCUUGUUCUUCUUCAACCUCAUCUUCUUUCUGUUUGGGGCCGUCAUCGUUGGCUUUGGAUUUUGGAUUCUCCUGGACAAUCAGACUUUCAUCGUUGCCCUGAAAAACUCCACAGAUGUGAAGUUGGCAUGCUACAUUUUGAUAGGAGUUGGAGCUUUCCCCAUUCUCAUAAGCUUCUUCGGUUGCUUGGGGGCCAUUUAUGAGGUCCGCUCUCUGCUGAGCCUGUACUUCAGCGUCAUCCUGCUCAUCCUCAUCACUCAGUUUGCAGCUGGUGCCCUCAUCUACUUUCAGAAGGAUGUGGUCAACGAGCAGAUCUCCAAGGUCAUCACUAAGGUACUGGACAAAUACUCUGGGAACAGUUCAAUCACAGAGCAGGCCUGGGACUUCAUCCAGACUAACAUGGAGUGUUGUGGCUGGAUUGAUCGUACAGAUUGGAGUGGUAACAUGGUCAUCGUCAACAGCUCGCAGCUGCUGUUUCCCUGCUCCUGCCAGAACAUCUCACUUAUUUCUGGAAACUUCUCUGACAGUGGAUUCUGUGAGGCUAAGACACCUGACUGGCCUGUAUACGAUGUGGGAUGUGCCGCCAGCGUGGAGAGGUGGCUCCUCACCAACAUUGGGGUUGUGUUAGGCAUUUGCCUUGGAGUGACUCUUCUUGAGCUGCUGGGGAUGAUCCUGUCCAUCUGCCUGUGCAGGAACGUCCACAUGGAGGAUUAUACCAAAGUGCCAAAAUACUGAAGCUCAGCGGAGGAAGUUACAUUACUGAACUCAAGAAACACACAAAUAGGGAGCAAAGUAUUUGGCGAAAUUGUAUCCAAGGGUAAUAAUGAAAUAUGUCUAUUUUUUUCCUUAGAUUUCAUUCGAUUUUAUCCUCUAAGGCUUUUUGUCAGUCUGGUUUUAUUUUAAAAACUUAUAGUUUUGAACUUUGGAUCAAAGCGCAAAGCUGAAAAAUGCUGAGAGGACACUGGGUUAGAGGAGAUUAAUAAAGAAAGGUGUCGUACUGGAGGAUUUCUUUCCCUGCCAGUGUUGCUGGUUUCCACAGUGCCAACUUGCUGCUGCAUGCUUUUAGUUUCCCUUGAAAAUCUGAAAGUAAACCAUCUGUGCAUCUGUAAUAGUGAAGUGAAAAUGGAUUCACCUUUCCUUUGGAGGCAUUAAUUAGCAAAAUUAACCAUUGAAAUUUCAAAAUUUUAAAACUUUCCAGUUUGGCCAUCAUGUUCGUUUUAGGUAAACAGCUGUGAGAAAUUCAACCAAUGGAAUCAUUUCAGAGAUUUUACCCUUUAUGGUUAAUCAUUCCAAUGCUUUUGACAAUAUACUGUAAAAGACUGAAUUUCGAAUGAAACACAAACUAUUGUUAGCAAAUCAUUCACAAAAAUAUAUAUACAUGUAUCUCACAUGAUGGCCAUUUGAAAAAGAAAAAGAGAAAAAGGAAUUCCUGUGUUUGUAUCUACUUCUAAUGAUAAGAUGCCUGCAGCACUGUAAAAAUGUCGAGAAAAGCAAAGUUUUGACGACUCUGGAAAGUCCACUCGGUGGAUGUUUUGUUUUAUUUUUAUAUGCCAGUGUUUUGAGUUAUUGUGUAAAGUUAUAGUAGUUUGUCUGGAAUUUAAGUGUUUAUUUGUAAGAAUUUGAGUCCCCAAAGUAUUCCUUCCAGUAUUUUCUAUGGCAGCAGGUCUCUCCUUCAAUUUUUAAACGAUGUUCUUUCCCAUUCUCCUAAUUGCUUUUAAGUCUGAAAAUAAUAAAGGAAAUAAUAAGGUACUAAAAAGAUACUUGUCUUCUAAA